GGACGCAGGUCUGCAGAGUUGAAUGCAGCACUAGAAGCCGGGUUUGCUGCAGUAGAGCGGUGCUUUCUCGAACUAUCUGCAUCCACCACGCUCCCUACUUCUCAAUUAAUCAACUUGUUCCUGAAGAGUCGUGGACGCACCGUAAACGGCACUAAUUAUUGGAACCUAUAUGCCAACUACUUCAAAGAGCAUGUCCAGACGGAGCUUGCGCGCAUCGGCAGAGAAGCUCCCGCUGGAGGUGCAACCGUGCGGACUCAAUGUUACGAUAAAUUCAAAGAGGUUUAUUCUGAUUCUUACCAAGAUAUCCUGCUAAUGCACGAGGAGGCAUCACUCCUCGGAUCUUCGCCUCAAACGAUAGCCCAGCGUGGACAGGGGUUCCAAAAACAUUAUCGAAGAGUGAUACAAAUA
This is a messenger RNA of Suillus fuscotomentosus, 408 nucleotides long. RefSeq lists its product as uncharacterized. The record is from RefSeq and is a predicted model, not a curated record. The annotation marks the transcript as partial. The transcript has 2 exons. Lineage: Eukaryota; Fungi; Basidiomycota; Agaricomycetes; Boletales; Suillaceae.